Cheilinus undulatus (humphead wrasse) is the source of this 5173-nucleotide messenger RNA. RefSeq names its product NEDD4 like E3 ubiquitin protein ligase (gene nedd4l). Gene Ontology annotation, molecular function: protein binding; ubiquitin protein ligase activity; sodium channel inhibitor activity. NCBI's taxonomy places the organism in Eukaryota, Metazoa, Chordata, Actinopteri, Labriformes, Labridae. The record is from RefSeq and is a predicted model, not a curated record. Gene Ontology annotation, biological process: regulation of dendrite morphogenesis; ubiquitin-dependent protein catabolic process. The transcript is spliced from 28 exons. Bases 96 to 3932 code for a protein of 1278 amino acids.
AGUGGGCGACACUAAGAGAGUGAGACUGGAGCCAGAGGAGUGAACUAAACAGCCAGUCAGAGAGAAAUUGAGAGGGAACGGGAGCUGAGGUGAAAAUGGCACAACGUCUGCGUUUGUACUUUGGCUCGGGCCGCAGCAACACAGCCCCGGAGGUGCUGGAAGGAGACUCCGAGGAGCAGCAUGGAGACAAUGAUGUGGUCUCAGCUCUGUGUACACAUCCACCUUUGGAAUCGAGGCCUUCUCAGGAGCCAGCAGCGCAGCAAAUCCAACAAAAUCAGUCCUGUCUACGAUCAGAGCCUUCACUUAAACGCAGUUCCUCCAUGUUCAUACCCCAGCUGGCUGCAUACGCAGAGCCACGACCAACCAAGAGCUCCUCCAUGCACAUCUCCCUCCAGCGCUCAAAUGGCUCAAGUAAUGGAGAUACCCGAGGUCUUGAGGAUGUCCCGCCACCCCGUUAUUCUCCUCCAGGACCAGCUCCUGCCUAUGCUGAAACGCAGUUCCAAGAAGACGUUCCCAGACAUCCACCCCCUCCAUACUGUGAACCAGAUCUGCUUAACUCACAGUUCCUAACAGAGCCAAACCUGCCUAAACGCAGGGUCUUUAGCAUUGGCUCCAAUGGACACAUCAUGCAAGGCAGAACCCAGCCUGGUAUCAGCGUUGGGGGAAUCUGUAUCCGAAGGAACUCUCAGGACGGUUCUGACGUUCAGCAUUUCAGAAUCCUCCCAUAUGGUGGUACUGGCUGGUCUGUCCAGCAGCCGAGCCUGGACCAGAGCUCUGUUCUUAAUGGCGGAACACAGAGACUCGUGUUUCAGCUCCAGAAAAAUCAGAACCAGGAUGAGAGCCAGGACAGGGAGCAGGGUGCUUCAUCCCAGGAUGAAUGUGCAGAUCUGGGCUUCACCAGCUCCAGAGGUAGCCGUGUGGUGCGUUAUCCAAGAAUCCGACUGGAGAGAAGGUCGUCUGACCACAGGCUGCUGCUGGAGAAUCAAGCUGGUGAAGACAGCCAGACUGUGGAGGAAAACCAAACAGACAUAGAGACGCAGAGAAACAGAUCUAAUGGUUGUACCUUUAAAAUCAGCAGGGAUGUUUCCAGAAGGCAGCCUCAUUUCAAGAUAUACUUUACCCCAGGCGGAGCUGGAGAUCAGGAUGUGAGUGUUGGCAGUGAUUUGACAAGGAAUAAUCCCAAGGCUGCUUCCAAGAAUGGCCUUUUCCAUCUGGCACAGACCAGAGAUGAUUUCCUGGGCCAGGUUGACGUUCCGCUCAGCCAUUUGCCGACAGAGGACCCGGCUAUGGAGCGUCCCUACACGUUUAAAGACUUCCUCCUGCGGCCUCGAAGUCACAAGUCCCGGGUGAAAGGCUACCUGCGUCUGAAGAUGGCCUAUCUGCCCAAACAAGGAGGACACGAGGAGGAGACUGGAGACAUGAGGGAGGAGGCUGAGGGAUGGGAUGAGUCCGCAGACUCAGGCUCACAGCGACCACAGCAGUUGUUACCGCCGUUGCCACCAGGCUGGGAGGAGAAGGUGGACAACCUGGGACGCACCUACUACGUCAACCACAACAACCGGUCCACGCAGUGGAAACGACCCUCCAACAUGGAUGUGAUUUCAGAGACUGAGAGUGACAAUCAGCAGCGACAGAUCCAUCAGGAAGCCCACCGUGUCUUCCGUUCACGACGCCACAUCAGUGAGGACCUUGAGAACGAGCACCUGGAGCCCAGAGACCUGGACAACUCCUGGGAGCUCAUCACAGAAGAGGAUCCUAACGACAGCAUGGCCCAGUCUCUACCUGGCCCCUCCUCCAUGUUAACGCCGCAGCACCUGGCGACACCCACCACCCAGGAGUUCUCUGAAGACUUAAAUUUGAGGCUGUCGCUCACUCCAGAAACCAAUGGCGAAGUGGCAGGCCCCAGCUCUGCUCUGACCCAGCUGUCAAACAGACUCCGAUCCUCAAGUAUGACGGAUGGUGUCAGUGAUCAGGCCCAGGCUCCUCCUCUUAUGCAGGGUCCGCAGACCAGAAGAACAAGAGCUCAAACAGUCUCAGGUGGUGAGGAGUCAAUGUCUCCCUCGGGGACCCCUUACAACUUGACCACCCCCGGCCUACCCCCUGGAUGGGAAGAGAGGAAGGACGGCAAGGGAAGAACUUAUUACGUCAACCAUAACAACCGCACCACUACCUGGACUAGGCCAAUUGUGCAGCUGACUGAAGACGGACCCAGCACCUCAGCAGCAGCAGCAGCAGCUUCAUCGUCAGGAGGAGCCUCGGCCCUGACUCCUGCAUCCACCCCUUCCUCCUCCAAUGCCUCCAACAACCAUCUCCAUGAGCCCCAAGUCCGACGACCUCGUAGCCUCAGCUCCCCUACUGUCACCCUUUCCACCCCCUUGGAGGGAGCAAAUAACAUCCAGGUGCGGCGGGCUGUAAAGGACACGUUCUCUAACCCACAGUCCCCGCAGCCGUCACCCUACAGCUCCCCUAAAUCCCAGCACAAGACCCAGCAGAGCUUCCUGCCUCCAGGUUGGGAGAUGAGGAUAGCCCCCAACGGACGGCCUUUCUUCAUCGACCACAACAGCAGAACAACCACCUGGGAGGAUCCCAGGUUGAAAUAUCCUGUUCAUAUGAGGAAUAAGAACUCGAUGGAGCCAGGGGAGCUUGGUCCUCUUCCUCCUGGAUGGGAAGAAAGAGUUCACACAGAUGGACGCACCUUCUACAUCGACCACAAUACGAAGAACACGCAGUGGGAGGACCCUCGCCUGCAGAGUCCAGCGAUCACGGGACCUGCUGUCCCUUACUCCAGAGAGUUCAAGCAGAAAUACGACUACUUCAGGAAGAAAUUAAAGAAACCGGCUGACAUCCCAAACCGAUUCGAGAUGAAGUUGCACAGAAACAACAUCUUUGAGGAGUCAUACCGUCGGAUCAUGUCCCUAAAGAGGCCCGAUGUCCUGAAGGCUCGUCUGUGGAUAGAGUUUGAGUCGGAGAAAGGUCUGGACUACGGCGGUGUAGCCAGGGAGUGGUUCUUCCUCUUAUCCAAAGAGAUGUUCAACCCCUACUACGGCCUGUUUGAAUACUCUGCCACGGAUAACUACACUCUCCAGAUCAAUCCCAACUCAGGCCUCUGCAAUGAGGACCACCUUUCCUACUUCAAGUUCAUCGGGCGAGUGGCAGGGAUGGCCGUUUUUCAUGGAAAACUACUGGAUGGUUUUUUCAUCCGGCCGUUCUACAAGAUGAUGCUAGGAAAACAGAUAUCCUUGAAAGACAUGGAGUCUGUGGACAGUGAAUACUACAACUCUCUGAAGUGGAUUCUGGAGAACGAUCCCACUGAGCUCGACCUGAGGUUUUGUAUCGAUGAGGACAACUUUGGACAGACGUACCAGGUUGACCUGAAGCCCAGCGGCUCAGACAUGGUGGUCACCAAUGAGAACAAGAAGGAGUACAUUGACCUGGUCAUCCAGUGGAGGUUUGUCAAUCGGGUCCAGAAGCAAAUGAACGCCUUCCUGGAGGGCUUCACAGAGCUUAUUCUUGUAGAUCUGAUCAAGAUCUUUGACGAAAAUGAACUGGAGCUGCUCAUGUGUGGCCUGGGUGACGUCGACGUCAACGACUGGAGACAACACACUGUUUACAAGAACGGCUACUGCCCCAACCACCCGGUCAUUCAGUGGUUCUGGAAGGUUGUUCUCUUGAUGGAUGCUGAAAAGAGGAUCCGACUGCUCCAGUUCGUCACAGGAACGUCACGUGUGCCCAUGAACGGCUUUGCUGAGCUUUAUGGUUCUAAUGGUCCACAACUUUUCACAAUCGAGCAGUGGGGCACACCAGACAAGUUACCCAGAGCUCACACAUGUUUCAACCGUUUGGAUCUCCCCACUUAUGACUCCUUUGAAGACCUGAGAGAAAAACUCCUGAUGGCGGUGGAGAACGCACAAGGCUUCGAGGGAGUCGACUAAAGAAACACCCUUCAACUGCGACCAAUCAACCAAUCAAUUAAAAAAAACACACACACACAAAACUACAGGGAUGUCAAACCAGCUGCUGUAGUAGCAGUUCAGCGCGAGCAUGUUGUACUGUAAUGCCUGACUGUGAGCCACCUCCACAGCACGGUGGUUCGAGACUGUACAGCGAUUUGUCGAACCGACUUGCCUACGUCUUUAUAUCUUUUCCAAUGUGGGUAGCUCGCUCCUUAAAGGUGCUGGGGGAGAAAAAAGAACAGGCAGUGUGGCACCCCUGCUGAAUGCUGAAAUUUUAUUAUCCACAGGCAUGAGCGACGAAUGACAAGAGCUGGCCCCCUACCUGAUCCGCUGUUUCUUUUCCCUCCUCCCCUCGUCCUGUGAAAAUCUACAGUGCUGGAAAACACUAAUGCAUUUCAAUAGCUCCUUUACGUACACUAUAGCACAGUAUUCUGCACCCUUCACUGUAAGGGUUAUAGCAUGGCCUUAAUCUGGCUCCUACAUGCACUAUUUCUCUAAGAAACUGCAAUGGCACUAUGAUCACUAUUCUGUCAAAUCCUUAGACCAACACCAGAUUACCUUAGGAAUGCUAGCCAAUCACAUUUCAGGAAAUCGGCCACACCCCUCCGUAGAGCCUGUUGUGUGAUCAGAAAACCGCCACUGCAGCCUUUUUGUAGAGUAAUGAUUUUGUUAUUUUAGCCACUGGUAACCGAUUUCAGAGCGGGGGAUUAAAAAAAAUCCCCGGAGAUGAUUUUUAUAGUUUUUGUCACCUUGGAAGAGAUUUUGUUUUUGUUGUUGUUUUUUAAUCAUUGGUAUAAUUCUUGCAGGAAAAUACUCUAAACGUAUUUGUACUGAUGAACAAUGUUGUUUACUAUUUUGACAAUUCUAUAUGACAUGGUGUGUGAAGUGUAAAUCUGGCUAGUCUGGGAAAUAAUUAACCCAUAUCAUUUGUUAUGGUGAUAGCAAAUGUGUUGAAUAAAAUGGUUUUUAUUGUAGUGCUAUGAAAGCAGCAUGAAACUGUAUCUUGUGUUUGCUUUGACUACAUACUGUAGUAGUAAUUUGGACGUGUAAUCUGUCCCGAGGUCGAGAAGGGAAAAGCGGGGAUAGUUUCUCUGAGAUGUUUGCGUCAUGAUUAUAUUAAUAUUCUCAUGCCUGUUGCUGUUCAUAAUGCUGUAAAUUGUUCUUGAAAAAAAACACAUUUUAAGUUCUUUCAUGAUAUAUAAAUAUAUGUAUGAACUACA